GUUACAACAAUCCUUUCACACGUCGUCUGAAAUGCACUGAUAUCGGAUCAGCGUUGGAAAUUACAGAAAACCAGUUAUAUAAUGCCCAAGAUCCAAGGAUAUUGUUGUUGAUUCAUAUCCAGCAUCUCACAUGUGAUCAUUUUCUACUUGGCAAUUGUAAAGACAAGUCGCGUGUGCUUAUUUCGGACCUUUCUAAAAUAGUGUGAAGUGAAACAGUAUCAGCAUGAGGUUCGUCCUGUCUCUCUUACUACUCGCUCUCUUAUACAAGGCACACGCCGACGAGCUGUCAGACUGCAAGUGCUGGGAGGGCUACAAGGCCACAAAGACAAACGAAGGCGUUCGCUGUCAGGGCAUCCUCCUCUUACACGCCAUGGACUGCAACGUCCCCGAAAGGCCCAAGUGUGUCUGCACGGGCAACGUUACCGGGAUCUUGACGGACUCCUCGGGAACCUGGUGCUCGGAAUACGCCAACGGUAAAGAGCAGAGAAAGUGGGAAUGCGAAAAUAAGGCAGAGUGGGACAAGUUCUAUCAGUCGUAUCCCAAGGAAAAGCCAGAGUAGGAUGCAAGGGAACGUAAAUGCGAAAGAAAGUGUCUAAUGCUUGUCGAGAUAAAUUUUUAUAAACGAACUUUUUUAUUUUUUGUUAAACUUUAUUUUAUGUAGAUACUAGCUUUACAAUCAGGCUGUAUAUAUUACAACUUAAGGGACUUUAUAUUGAGAUAAUUCUUCGACUAGUAUCUAAAAAAUUUUGUGUUCUAAAAUAUACCAAAAACUGCAACUGUGAGUAGUAUAAAGAAGAAAUUAGGGUUGAAAUAAAUAAAUUUCUAAUAUAGUUAAUAGAAAAUGUACUGUUAAGUCCAGUAUAAUUUGUUGUGAUUAUGAUUCUAUGUAAUUAAAAAUAAAAAAUACUUGAAUAAAAUCAUUCUGACUUGGCAUAAU
Molecule: messenger RNA, 937 nt
Organism: Anoplophora glabripennis (Asian longhorned beetle)
Lineage: Eukaryota; Metazoa; Arthropoda; Insecta; Coleoptera; Cerambycidae
Exons: 2
Coding region: 224-559 (111 amino acids)
Source: RefSeq, a predicted model, not a curated record